UGGUCGUGGUGCCCUGUUCGCUGUGGCUCUGUUAGAGGUGGAAACAGCACAGUAAACACAACCGCUUAUUUUAAAGUCUCGGUCUUUUACAGUAGUUAAAAUAACAGUGAAUGAAGGCGCUGACGGAGAGGCGGUGGAGCCAGUGUGAGAGCGCGAGCUGGCCGGAAGUCAGCGCUGUUAGCUCGGAGUGCGCGACGCUCCGUGCUUUUUAUUUUAGCUACGCAGAGACUAAGAAACUACGGGAAAACGUUUGAAAAGCUGUCGCCUGUAAACCAGCAGAGCAGGAGUAUGUGGCCGGAGCAGCGGGUGUUGUCGGAAUGAAGAACCCGGCGCCACGCACCAGGGACAUCGAGCGGCAAGCUGGCUACCUGAAGCCUGAGCACUGCGCCCCUCCCCCGCCUCGCACUGGUUCUGACACCAUGUGGUUCAUCCGUGACGGCUGCGGCAUCAUAUGCGGUGUCAUCACAUGGAUGCUGGUCUUCUACGCCGAGUUUGUGGUGGUUUUUGUCAUGCUGCUGCCCACCAAGAAUAUGGUUUACAGCCUUUUCAACGGCAUGCUUUUCAACGGGUUGGCCUUCCUUGCCCUCGCCUCUCACGCCAGGGCGAUGUGCACGGACCCGGGAGCUGUGCCAAAAGGAAAUGCCACCAAAGAGUUCAUUGAAAGCCUGCAGCUGAAACCAGGCCAGGUUGUGUACAAGUGUCCAAAGUGCUGCAGCAUCAAGCCCGACAGAGCGCACCAUUGCAGUGUGUGUAAACGCUGUAUCAAAAAGAUGGACCACCACUGUCCCUGGGUGAACAACUGUGUCGGAGAGAACAACCAGAAAUACUUUGUGCUCUUCACUAUGUACAUUGCACUGAUAUCUUUCCAUGCGUUAGUCAUGGUGGCUUUCCAUUUCAUUUUCUGCUUUGAAGAAGACUGGGCAAAGUGCAGCAACUUCUCUCCACCAGCAACCGUUAUUCUCCUCAUUCUCCUGUGCUUUGAGGGCCUCCUUUUCCUCAUCUUCACAGCCGUCAUGUUUGGAACCCAGGUCCACUCAAUCUGUACCGAUGAGACGGGCAUUGAACAGCUGAAGAAAGAAGAGAGGCGAUGGGCCAAGAAGUCCAAGUGGAUGAACAUGAAGGUGGUGUUUGGCCAUCCGUUCUCUAUAGCCUGGCUCAGCCCCUUUGCCACACCUGACCAUGGCAAGGCAGAUCUGUACCAGUACAUAGUGUGAAACCAGGACACUAAGCUGUAUUCACACACAACUAGCUGGCUCCACUGUAGACUGAAUCCCGGUUCGAUGCCCGAUUGGCUGGACCUCUACAAGAAUCACCGCCUCUUAACCAUGUCUGAUUUUUUUUUUUUUUUUUUUUUUCCUCUUAGGAAUAACGGAUACUUCAGGGCGUACGAUGCCGCGUUGUUAUAUCAUGUUUACUUUUUAAUCUUUUUCUUUCAUUUUAUUGAAACACUCUUGGUGCUGAGAUUUGUGAGCUGUAACUCGCUUCCACUGAAAACCGAGGGAAGUGGAGACAAAACGUGAUUGCUGAAAGAUGGGUUCUGCCUCAUCUGCGAUGUGUCUGAUCAUUUCCUGCUUCCAGGAUUUAAACCAGUCAUAACUCCGGACGUCCUGGAAGUUGUUGCUCAGAGCAGCAUAGCUCAAGGUGCCAACACAGGCGCCUGUUUUUUGUCUUCCUGAAAAUAUUAUUGUGAUCUUCCUUUUGCUGUAUUUCUGUUAUUGCACGUUUUUUUGUUGUUGUUCUGAAUGCUGCUGCUGAAUUGCCUUAGAACAGUGCAUUAGCUGUUGGUGAGAUCUACUAUUUCUAAAUACACUUGUGUCAUUCUGCCUUACCGUGAGGGUGAGACUGGAUCAGGUUUGUUCAACACUUCUAUACACCAGACAGCUGGAUUUGUUCAGGCUAACAAAGGAAUGUAUUUUACUGUGUCUGCAUUUCUAUGAUGAACAUUUCUUCUGCUUAAGAACACUUACCUGGCACCCUGUGCAGGUACUUAAAGGGGAACUCCUGUAUGUAUGUAUUUAUUUUUUAUGUGGGCUCCAUUUUUAGAUCUUUUGUAGUUUGUGUUUUCACUCAGGAUAAAAACUAUGUUAAUAAUUGGUGCAAUAUUGAUAUAGAACUCAAAACAUUUUCACCAGCUAACUGGCUACAUAAUGUUAUUUGCACAUGGCAAGCUUUAAAAAAAGUAAACUGCUUCUUGUCGCCACUGAACAGGUGAAAAUAUUGUAUAGUAUAGUAGCAAGGAGUGGGUUGUUAUGGAGGUAAAAGUGUGCAUGUUUACCUCACUAACCAUAGCCUCCAGUACAUUUGCCGGCGCUGCUAACCACUGUGUCAUUAAAAGUUUAUUGCCGAUAACGACGAGGGGUCAUUACACAAUCAAAUCUCUGUCCUUCAUGCUAGCAGGCACUUGAAUGAUUUUAUUUUUCACCUGUUCAGCAGCAACAAGAAGCAGUUUACUGAGUGUUUUCAGCUUGUACAGUAACAUUAUGUAGCCAGUUAGCCUGUGACAAUGUUUGUGUUCUAAAUCAAUACUGCACAGAUUAAACUUGUUUUUGUCCAAAAUGAAAAGAUAAACCCCAAAACAUUGGAAACCACAACCUAGACUGGAAAAAACCCUUUAAGUACCUGACAAAUCCUGCUUGGUAAAGUCUCUGCUAAGGGUAGAGCAGCGUCACUGUGAAGGACGCUCAAAUUCUAUAGGACACAAGGAGCAACAACCACCUCUGUUUUAACAGUCGAGUAAAUCCGUGGCCUUGGCAGGUAACGAAACAGUCACAGAUCAUAAAUAGGGCAACAGGACAAUUCUAAGCAUUAAAUCUUUUUGUUUUGUUUUUUUUAAAGUGUGCUCUAAAGCCUUAAAGUGGUUUAAAUGUGUUGUUGGUAUUUGAAAAUCCUUAUGGCCAGAUUUAGUGCUUUAUGAAGGAGGCAAACUUUCCUAGGCUUCUGUGGUUACAACCCUUAUUUUUUAAAAUCCAACUGUUACCAUCUUGUGGCAUGCAACAGCUGUGAUCCAGUUUACACAUACACCAGCUUUCUUAUUCUUUUUCUUGAAAUGUUUCUUUGUGGUCUAAUAUGAACAGUAUUCGCAGCACUAUAGGCCACAUAGUGUAUUUUUUAAUUAUUGUGAUAUAUGUUUAAAACUAAGGAAUGAAAUAAAACCAUGUAUGUGA
Thalassophryne amazonica is the source of this 3164-nucleotide messenger RNA. RefSeq names its product zinc finger DHHC-type palmitoyltransferase 3b (gene zdhhc3b). The coding region runs from base 318 to 1214 and encodes 298 amino acids. NCBI's taxonomy places the organism in Eukaryota, Metazoa, Chordata, Actinopteri, Batrachoidiformes, Batrachoididae. Gene Ontology annotation, molecular function: protein-cysteine S-palmitoyltransferase activity. Gene Ontology annotation, biological process: peptidyl-L-cysteine S-palmitoylation; protein targeting to membrane. Gene Ontology annotation, cellular component: Golgi apparatus; endoplasmic reticulum. The record is from RefSeq and is a predicted model, not a curated record. The transcript is spliced from 7 exons.